AGCAAAGGUCAUUAUAUCUUAUCAGGUGAACGUGAAAUGGAUCAUAUAUCAAACUGAACACGGUCAUAUCUUCGAUUUUUGUCAAACUUUAUACUUCUACCGCUUCCUGAUUAUAUCGAUUAAACAAUUUACGAAAAUUAUCAUGGAAGAAUAAUAGUUUUUAAUACGCGGAUUUUUAUUAGGAUAGCGUCGAAAGAUUGUUUAAUUGAAGUUUCACGAAAAGCAACUUGGAUAUACUCAGAACUUCAACGCGAUAGAUGUUCAAGUAUGUUCAGCGAGACUAAAAAUUACGCAAAUGGAAGAACAGCCUCUGGUUCUAACUCGGCGGACGAGGAGAAUGAAAAAAUCGCGUUUCGAGAUUCGUUCACGCCUCGGCUUUUCCCCUCGUACAGACUGUACGUGGCUUUUAUGACUUCAUUGGCCCUCUUUCUUGGCUAUGCUCUGCUGACUGACUUCAGUGUUGCUAUUGUGAAGAUGGCUUACCAGAAACCGACAGAGACACAGAGGUCCAUGAACUCUUGUGCUGCGUUUCAGAAUGAAACUUCCAAUAUCAACUCUUCCAGUCUUCAAGCCGGUGAUUUCUCUUGGCCACCUAAAAUGCAAGGAAUUCUUCUCUCCUCCUACUACUAUGGUUACGCCAUUGGGCAAGUGCCAGGGGGAAUAGUAGCCGGUAAAUUGGGCGGGAAAACUGUCAUGGGUCUAUCAAUGAUCAUCUCUGGACUUUUGACUCUUCUAACACACAUUGCGGCCACGGCUCAUGUCGUUUUUCUGAUCACCGUACGAGUACUCGUCGGAUUGUGGUCCGGCGCAAAUUACCCGGCGGCUAUGGUUCUAAUGGGAUACUGGAGUUAUGAAAGCGAAAACACAAUUCUUCUGGCUCUAGCAACGACUGGGUCCAAGAUUGCUCCUGUGGUGUCUCAGAUUGUCAGUGGGAUCCUUGCCGACCGUCAGUUCCUAGGAGGAUGGCCGCUGGUGUUCUAUUUUUGGGGCGUAGUCACGCUACUGUUUGUGCCAUUUUGGUUCCUUUCGGUCAAGGAGAAACCUGAUAAUGAGUCUUUGACUGAAGAUGACCUGGACGCUUCUUUGACGAGGAAAGAGCUGUCACUAUCUGUAGACUUCAGCAAGGAGAUUCCGUGGAGUCAGAUUUUCAAGAGUCGCAAUGUAUGGAGUUGCUGUGUGCUUCUGUUCUGCACUGAUUUCAUGUACAGUCUGUUGAUAACUAUAGUGCCCAGGCAUGCCAAUUGAUAAUUAACUUUAGGCUCUCAAUAUUUGUUAAAAACUGAAGGAAAAAAGAGAAGCCGAAAAAGAUUCUAAACCUAAACAAUUAAACAAUGCAGAGUAAGUAGCACACAAACUGUUGAAAAAAUCAUCGAAACUAAAAAAAUACAAGGAUAUCCGGUUACAGCACAGAAUAUUCGGAACAUAGCUUUAUAAAAUACAAAAAUGAGGUUUUUUUCAUAUGAGUGUUGUUUUUUUUCUGCGUGGAGUGAUAAGAAGAUCUGACCGAAAGAAAUGCAACUUGGGCAUCUUCGACAUUCAUAGUAAAAAACUGUUUCUGUCGAAAAAUGACUCAAAAAACUUUCGUUGAAUUUAUUAAUAUUUUGAUUUACAAAAUGGCGCUUACACAUAACUUUUUUAAUCCAAACCAAUUUUUCAUGUCAAACCAAUUUUUCAUGUCUGAAAUUAAGCAUAAAUAACCUACUGCUCACUCGUUUAAUCCCUCAAUUUUAAACUAAAAUCAAAAUUCUUUAAAGCUGUCUUUCCAGGUGCUGGGCCAACGUUUUGAAAAUUAUUAAAAGCUGUUUUUCCAGAUACUCGGACAUCGUUUUGAAAGUUACGCGUUUCAAGCAGUUCAAUAAACUACUAACAAUUUAAUUGCAUCAAUGAAAAAAUGGGUAAAAGAAGAGUUAAUUCUUUCAUCCGCUCCUCGCUAAUUUUGUCUGAACAACAAAAAUAACCA
This is a messenger RNA of Symsagittifera roscoffensis, 1960 nucleotides long. RefSeq lists its product as uncharacterized. Bases 268 to 1245 code for a protein of 325 amino acids. Lineage: Eukaryota; Metazoa; Xenacoelomorpha; Acoela; Convolutidae. The record is from RefSeq and is a predicted model, not a curated record. The transcript is spliced from 3 exons. Gene Ontology annotation, molecular function: transmembrane transporter activity. Gene Ontology annotation, biological process: transmembrane transport.